GCUUGAUGUUACAUGCGACCUUUUGGAGCAUGAACAUUGCCUUGUGUUAUAUAUUUCUUCUCGGACCCGUUCCAAGAAGCAGGUUAAUGAGUUAUCUGGAAAACCUUGGUGUGUAAAACCUGACUCUGUGUGUUUCACCGCUGUCCAGGUUCCAAGUUAGACAGAAAACUGUCUCUGCCACACCUUAAUCACAACUAACUUCACUGGCAUUCCGAAAAUGUAACAUAAAAAACACGACACAAUAAUUAGAAAACAGCAUCACAAUGAGUAGAAAGAAGUUUCAUUAAUAUCGUCGACAGUGACAUCUGGCGGACAACUACUGUCAUUGUCUCACUUCGCCUUUAAUACACUAAAGAUUUACACCGAAAAAUACAGACUUGUUUAGUUUUAUGAUGCUGUAUAUUUAUGUGAUAACCGUCGAUUACACAAUAUCAUUAUCAUAAGCUUUAAUCACCGAGGCAUAAUGUCGUGACAAAAUGAAACGGAACUACGCAUCGUGUGUCUCUGUUGUGUCUCCGGACUGUUUUUGCAGUUGCGCGUAUCUCGGCGGUUUCGUUCCGGGUGCCUAUUAGCAUGUAGCUUGUUGUUAGCGUUGUCUGCGCCCAUUGGAAGCAGUAGUUAACCUCAUUGAUUCGCGUGAUGUUUCGUUAAAAACGGACACUUUUUGGUGCAAACAUGGCGCUCUCCAUGGAAACGCAGCUCCAGAGCAUCUUUGAGGAUGUUGUGAAAACUGAGAUGAUCGAAGAGGCCUUUGCUGGGAUGUUUAUGGACACUCCAGAGGAUGAGAGGACCAAACUAAUCAGCUGCCUCGGAGCCUUCAGGCAUUACUGGGGGACACUACCACAGGAGUCUCAUGAACAGUGUGUACAGUGGAUAGUGCGGUUUAUACACAGCCAGCACAGUCCAAAAAGGAUCUCCUUCCUCUAUGACUGUCUAGCAAUGGCGGUUGAGACCAGCCUGUUAACGCCCAGGAUGGUGUGUGUGGCUCUGAUAAGCUCAGAUAGUUUGGAGUGGGAGAGGACUCAACUGUGGGCGUUAACAUUCAGACUGAUUCGCAAGAUCAUCGGAGGAGUGGACUACAAGGGUGUUCGAGAUCUGUUGAAACCUGUACUGGAUAAAAUUCAAACCAUUCCUAACACUGUCAGCUCAGCUAUAGUCCAGCAGCUUCUGGCUGCCAGAGAGGUGGUAGAAUAUAUCCUGGACAGAAAUGCCUGCCUCCUGCCAGCCUACUUUGCCGUCACAGAAAUCAGAAAACUAUAUCCAGAAGGACAGUUAUCGCACUGGCUUCUUGGCAGUAUGAUAUCAGACUUUGAGGACAGUUUCAGACCCACAGCCAGAAUCAACUCCAUCUGUGGUCGGUGCAGCUUGUUACCAGUAGUGAAUAACAGCGGGGCCAUCUGUAACUCGUGGAAAUUAGACCCCACUACUCUACGCUUCCCUCUGAAGGGCAUGCUGCCAUUUGACAAGGACCUGUUUGAGCCACAGACGGGCUUGCUGCGCUACGUGUUAGAGCAACCAUAUUCGAGAGAAAUGGUGUGCAACAUGUUAGGACUCAACAAACAGACUCUGAACAUUGCCCAGCAAAAGCAGCGUUGCCCGGUGCUAGAGGAGCAGCUGGUGGACCUCGUGGUAUACGCCAUGGAGCGCUCCGAGACCGAGGAACACUUUGACGCUGAUAUCGGGGGCACGAGCCAGUUGCUGUGGCAGCACCUCUCCUCCCAGCUCAUCUUCUUUGUGUUGUUUCAGUUUGCAAGCUUCCCUCACAUGGUGCUGUCGUUGCACCAGAAGCUUGCAGGUAGAGGUCUCAUUAAAGGUAGAGACCACCUGAUGUGGGUCCUGCUGCAGUUCAUAUCGGGAAGCAUUCAGAAGAACGCCUUAGCUGACUUCCUGCCUGUCAUGAAGCUCUUUGACCUGCUUUACCCAGAAAAAGAGUGUAUUCCAGUUCCAGACAUUAACAAGCCCCAGUCGACUCAUUCCUUCGCCAUGACCUGUAUCUGGAUCCACCUGAACCGCAAAGCUCAGAACGACAACUCCAAACUCCAGAUACCAAUACCACAUUCUCUGAAACUGCACCAUGAGUUUCUCCAGCAGUCGCUGCGUAACAAGACUCUGGGGAUGUCCGAUUACAAGAUCGCCCUGCUGUGCAACGCCUACAGCACCAACUCGGAGUGCUUCACUCUGCCGAUGGGCGUCCUGGUGGAGACCAUCUAUGGGAACGGAUCAAUGAGGAUCAACCUACCCGGCACCAACUGUAUGGCAUCAGGAUCUGUCACCCCGCUGCCUAUGAACCUGCUGGAUUCACUCACAGUGCACGCUAAGAUGAGUCUGAUCCACAGUAUUGCCACACGGGUAAUAAAACUGGCCCAGGCCAAAUCCAGCAUUGCUCUGGCCCCUGCACUGGUAGAAACAUACAGCAGACUGUUGGUCUACAUGGAGAUCGAGUCACUGGGCAUCAAAGGAUUCAUCAGCCAGCUGCUGCCCAAUGUGUUUAAGUGUCACGCUUGGGGAAUCCUUCACACGUUACUGGAGAUGUUCAGCUACAGGAUGCACCACAUCCAGCCACACUACAGAGUCCAACUGCUAAGUCAUCUGCACAGUCUGGCUGCUGUGCCCCAGACCAACCAGAACCAGCUGCAUCUGUGUGUUGAGAGCACAGCUCUGCGGUUGAUCACAGCCUUGGGGAGCUCUGAAGUGCAGCCCCAGUUCACUCGCUUCCUCAACGACCCAAAGACGGUUCUGUCAGCUGAAUCUGAGGAGCUGAACCGAGCCUUGAUCCUCACCCUGGCCAGAGCCACACACGUCACUGAUUUUUUCACAGGGUCCGACUCCAUCCAUGGGACUUGGUGUAAAGACAUCCUCCAAACCAUCAUGAACUUCACGCCUCAUAACUGGGCAUCACACACACUCUCCUGCUUCCCUGCUCCACUACAGGCGUUCUUCAAACAGAACAACGUUCCUCAGGAGUCUCGAUUCAACCUGAAGAAGAACGUGGAAGAGGAGUACAGAAAGUGGAAGUCCAUGGCCAAUGAGAACGACAUCAUUACCCACUUCUCCAUGCAGGGAUCGCCCCCACUGUUCCUCUGUCUGCUGUGGAAGAUGCUGCUGGAGACAGACCACAUAAACCAGAUAGGCUUCAGGGUCUUGGAGCGUAUCGGGGCUCGUGCACUGGUGGCUCACGUGCGAACAUUUGCAGACUUCCUUGUCUACGAGUUCUCAACAUCUGCCGGCGGGCAGCAGCUGAACAAGUGCAUCGAAAUUCUCAACGACAUGGUCUGGAAAUACAACAUAGUCACCCUGGACAGACUCAUCCUGUGUCUGGCGAUGCGCAGCCACGAGGGCAACGAGGCUCAGGUCUGUUACUUCAUAAUCCAGCUGCUGCUGCUGAAGCCCAACGACUUCAGGAACCGAGUUAACGAUUUUGUCAAGGAGAACGCUCCUGAGCACUGGCUGCAGAGCGACUGGCACACCAAGCACAUGAGCUACCACAAGAAAUACCCAGAGAAGCUGUACUUCGAGGGCCUUGCAGACCAAGUCAACCCUCCCAUGCAGCUCCAGCCUCAGUACCUGCCCAUCUACUUCGGCAACGUGUGCCUGCGCUUCCUGCCCGUCUUUGAUAUCGUCAUCCACCGCUUCCUGGAGCUCCUUCCUGUCUCCAAGUCUCUGGAAACGCUCCUCGAUCAUCUGGGAGGCUUGUACAAGUUUCAUGACCGCCCAGUCACCUACCUCUACAACACACUUCACUACUACGAGCGACAUCUGAGAGACAGAACCAAUCUGAAGAGGAAGCUUGUGCACGCCAUCAUGUCGUCACUGAAGGACAACCGUACGCCAGGUUGGUGCCUGAGUGAAACCUACCUGAAGUUUGGCAUGAACCCAAGAGAGGACAACGUGUGGAUCCCUGAUGACACCUACUACUGCAAGCUGAUUGGACGCCUGGUGGACACCAUGGCUGGCAAGUCACCCGGCCCCUUCCCCAACUGUGACUGGAGGUUCAAUGAGUUCCCCAACCCCGCAGCCCACGCCCUGCACGUCACCUGCGUGGAGCUGAUGGCUUUGGCCGUGCCAGGAAAAGAUGUCGGGAACGCUCUGCUCAACGUUGUGUUGAAGAGCCAACCUCUGGUUCCCAGGGAGAGCAUCAUAGCUUGGAUGAAUGCCAUUGGGCUUGUGAUUACUGCACUUCCUGAGCCCUACUGGAUCGUUCUCCACGACCGCAUUGUGUCUGUGAUCAGCUCUCCGGCGCUGACGUCUGAGACAGAGUGGGCAGGUUGUCCCUUCGCCUUGCUGGACUUCACAGCCUGCCACCAGAGCUACAGUGAAAUGAACUGCAGCUAUGUGCUAGCAUUAGCGCACGCUGUCUGGCAUCACUCCUCCAUCGGACAGCUGUCUCUUAUCCCCAAAUUCCUGUCAGAGACGCUGAAGCCCGUCGUCCAGACAGAGUUCCAGUUACUCUACGUGUAUCACCUGGUGGGACCGUUCCUGCAGCGCUUCCAGCAGGAGAGGACCCGAUGCAUGUUGGAGAUCGGCGUGGCCUUCUAUGAGAUGCUCCAGGCGGUGGACCAGCACUCCCAACAUCUCAGCUACAUGGAUCCAAUCUGUGACUUCCUCUAUCACAUCAAAUACAUGUACACUGGAGACAGCGUGAAGGAGCAGGUGGAGAAAAUCAUCAUGACUUUACGUCCGGCGAUGAAGCUGCGCCUGCGCUUCAUCACACACAGCAGCAUCGUAGAGACUUCGUCGCUGGCUGCCACCGCCACCUCCGUUUCCUCCUCCACCUCCUCCUCCUCCACCCCUCAGCCGUCCACCUCCUCGCUCUCGUCAUCCUCCGCCGCCGCCUCGCCCUCCUCCACACAGCACACACACACACCUAUGUAGGCGACUUAGCUCAUCACAGUCGUGACAACUUGACUUUUACAUGUGACCACAUCAGAGACUGUUAUAUUUUGUGUUUUUGGAACAUUUCAUGAGUGUGUAAAAACAAUUGUUUUGCUCUCUAGGAAACUCUCACAAUGAAUCAUGAACAGAAUUCAGAGGUACUGAUACAUUAAGACAUCUUUGAAGUGGAGAAUCUCUUGCUCUGCUGCGUUCAAGAAGGUCACAAACACACAGAAUUUCUCAUUACUAUCAUGCCAUCUGUUUUACUUUUCUGUUUGUAGUCAAUUUUUAUAUUGUACAUUUUGACUCUUCAUUAAAAAAAAGGUUUUGGUAA
Molecule: messenger RNA, 5206 nt
Organism: Acanthopagrus latus (yellowfin seabream)
Lineage: Eukaryota; Metazoa; Chordata; Actinopteri; Spariformes; Sparidae
Gene: med23
Product: mediator complex subunit 23
Exons: 31
Coding region: 676-4872 (1398 amino acids)
Biological process (GO): regulation of transcription by RNA polymerase II; positive regulation of gene expression
Cellular component (GO): mediator complex; transcription regulator complex
Source: RefSeq, a predicted model, not a curated record